Molecule: messenger RNA, 1545 nt
Organism: Prosopis cineraria
Lineage: Eukaryota; Viridiplantae; Streptophyta; Magnoliopsida; Fabales; Fabaceae
Product: UPF0481 protein At3g47200-like
Exons: 2
Coding region: 105-1448 (447 amino acids)
Source: RefSeq, a predicted model, not a curated record
AAAGACCCCAGAUUCCAGUCUCAAGUAUCAGCCAAGUUGCUUCGGUGAAGAAGAUCUUACAUUCUCAUAUUCUUUUCCAGGAAACGGAGUCGCAGGACAGGACCAUGUCGGAUAUUACUCAAGAACUGGAGGAAAUUCAUCAACAACCUCCACAACAAGUGGAAGACGAGGUGACUAUUGACAUCAAAACAAUGAUUCAAGAUAGUGGAAAUGGCAAUUUGUUACCAGAAUGUUGUAUUUACAAAGUGCCCCCUCCGAUCCGUGAUCUAAAACCAAAGGCUUACACUCCACAAGUUGUUUCAAUUGGCCCCUUCCAUCAUGGUAAUGAGAGGCUCCUGGAGAUGGAAAAACACAAGCAAAUCAUGUUCAAAAGAUUUACACAAAGAGUCAAAAGAUUUACACAAAGAACCAUGGUGAGCUUGGAUGAUUUGGUUCGUCAUGUAAAAAAAUUAGAGCCGAAAGUUCGUGCUUCUUAUUCAGAGCACAUUAACCUUACCGAACAAGGACUUGUGAAACUCACAUUAAUGGAUGCUGGCUUCAUCAUUGAACUCUUCAUCAUGUUCUAUGAGGGUCGGGAAGGCAAAAUCAUCAAUAAUGAUGCCAAAUUGUCACAACAAUGGUUAGUGAAUGCUUUGAUUUUAGAUUUGCUUUUACUUGAGAAUCAACUUCCAUUAUUUAUUAUUGAAGAGCUAUUCAAUAAAGCUUUAUCCCCUAGCAUUACUAACCUACCUGAAUUUCGUGUGCUCACAUAUGAAUUCUUUAAGUUUCAUAACCACCAAAAUUUAGAGCCUACUCUUGAUCUUAGGAUAAAGCAUUUUACAGAUCUUCUUAGAUUGUUUAACGUACAAAGAACAAUGCCUCCAGAGAGUUCAUUUCGAGAGGUUGAGAACCAUGUCCUUUUAUACAAUGCAAGCGCAUUGCAAGAAGCAGGUAUAAAGUUCAAGGAUAGUAUGAGCAAGUGCUUAUUGGAUUUGAAGUUUUCAGGACACAUUCUUGAAAUUCCAAAAAUUCUUGUGGAAGAUAGAACUGAACUUUUGUUUCGAAAUAUGAUAGCAUUAGAGCAGUGUCAUUAUCUUAAUGCUUCAUACAUUACUAACUAUGCUCUUGUAUUGGAUUGCCUAAUCAACACUAAUAAAGAUAUGGAUCUCCUCAUUCACAACAACAUAGUCAACAACAUUAUGGUUGAUUCCAAUGAAGUUGCUAUGUUGUUUAAUGGUCUUUGUAAAAAUGUGAUUCAUUUGAAUUUCAACUCUGAGUACCUUGAUAUCUGCAAAAGGUUGAAUGGCUUUUGUCAAGAUCCUAGGAACAAGAUGAAGGCAACUUUGAGACGCGAUUAUUGUCGUACACCUUGGCAAAUUGUUGCUUCUAUUGCUGUAAUUGUACUCCUCAUUCUCACUCUUGUUCAAACCAUUUGUUCUAUCCUUCAAGUAGCAUAUAUAGAAGAUUGAUUUAAAACAUUGUAUAAUUUUGAAAUUUGAUUAUCAUGUGUAUCAUCAGACUUGUAAUAACUCUGAGAUGUGAUUAAUAAUAUGGUUAAAGUGUUAA